GGAAGAAGGACAACGAGCCACGGGGAAGGACGAGCGCAGGGAGGCAAAGGAGCACCUCAGGGGAGACACGGAAGGGCAAGGGAGAAAGAAAGGAAAACCAGAAAAAAACCAAGCGCUUCAAGAGUGUAAAGGAAGCCAAAGAGGCCACGGGGAGGCAGACAGAGCCAUGCCCCACAGCUCCGACAGCAGCGACUCCAGCAGCUUCAGCCAGUCCCCCCCUCCCAGCAAGCAGGACUCUUCUGAUGACAUGAGAAAAGUCCAGAGGCGGGAGAAGAACCGCAUCGCUGCCCAGAAGAGCCGCCUGAGGCAGACACAGAAAGCAGACACGCUGCACUUGGAGAGCGAAGACCUGGAGAGGCAGAACGCGGCUCUGCGCCGGGAGAUCAAGCAGCUGACGGAGGAGAUGAAGCACUUCACCUCGAUGCUGAGCUCCCACGAGCCGCUCUGCUCCAUCCUGACCGCGGCGGCUCCGCCGCCCCCGGAGGUGCUCUACGCCACGCACUCCUUCCACCAGCCCCACAUCAGCUCCCCACGCUUCCAGCACUGAGCCGCCGCCGGACACAGAGCCCGCGGGCUCGGCGGGCGGCCACGGCCACCGCGCGGGGCUCGCUCUU
This is a messenger RNA of Rhea pennata, 614 nucleotides long. It is a transcript of the gene BATF, whose product is annotated as basic leucine zipper ATF-like transcription factor. Gene Ontology annotation, biological process: regulation of transcription by RNA polymerase II. Gene Ontology annotation, cellular component: nucleus. The transcript is spliced from 3 exons. The record is from RefSeq and is a predicted model, not a curated record. Gene Ontology annotation, molecular function: DNA-binding transcription factor activity, RNA polymerase II-specific; RNA polymerase II cis-regulatory region sequence-specific DNA binding. Lineage: Eukaryota; Metazoa; Chordata; Aves; Rheiformes; Rheidae. Bases 167 to 547 code for a protein of 126 amino acids.